This is a messenger RNA of Clonostachys rhizophaga, 1026 nucleotides long. Lineage: Eukaryota; Fungi; Ascomycota; Sordariomycetes; Hypocreales; Bionectriaceae. The record is from the annotation of a GenBank genome assembly.
AUGCUGUCUCCAAUUUCUUUCCUGAGGCGGCAUUACGCCACAUGCCUCUUGGCAACCUCCGCCAUUUUAGGCCAGGUUGAGGCCGCCACGAAAAUCAAGGGCGGCGCCGACCCCUCCAUAAUGAAGUAUAAUGGUUACUACUACUCCGCCGGAACCUGCGGCAGCUCCAGCAUUUGCGUCCGGAAGGCUGCCGCCAUAGCUGACUUGGGUGGUGAUGCUGCGGAGAAUAAGUAUGUAUGGUCUGACAAGAACGGGUUGACCAAUAUCUGGGCCCCCGAAAUCAUGAUCGAUGGGGGAAAGACGUACAUCUACUUCACCGGUGGUGCCGACUCGCCGCACGGCACGUACUCGUCCGAGACGAAGAUCAACCUGCCAGGAGACGGGCCUGCCAUUGACGGCAUUGUCUUCACAUUCGAAGGCCAACGCUGGAUGGUAUGGUCCGGCUGGACUGCUGGAGGUGAUGGGAUGCAAACCCUUUACAUCUGCAAGAUGAGCAGCCCGACGACUGCAACUGGAGGGCGCUACGUCAUCUCUCAACCCAAGGAACCGUGGGAACAGACAGUCGGAAAGGUCAACGAAGCACCUACAGCAAUCGUCGAUCCGAAUGGCCAGCUGCACAUCGUCUACUCUGCUAAUGGUAGUUGGAGCGACAAGUAUUGCCUGGGUGAAAUCCGCCUCAAGAAGGGCGGUGACCCUACCUACGUUUGGGAUUGGUACAAGUCUAACGGAUGCCUUUUCGGUUCGAACCAAGCCGACAUGAUGAAGGGUUGGGAUGCUACCCUCUCUAUCAAUGGGCCUGGUUCCCACACAUUCCAACUCGACAGUGGCGAUGUCCGUAAGAGUCCAGGUGGCUCCAACCGGAUCCCAUUUGUCUUCCACGGAGUACCGAAGGGCACGAGCUAUUCAUGGGGUGCUAGAAACUGGUACACUGGCAGCUUCGUGUGGUGGGGCAGCGUGAAGUACCACCGUGCCAAUGUCCCUGGUGACAACGACAACGUUGGCUAUGGCUUCAAGUUCUUUGAAUAA